Trametes versicolor FP-101664 SS1 is the source of this 1092-nucleotide messenger RNA. RefSeq lists its product as uncharacterized. Bases 1 to 1092 code for a protein of 363 amino acids. Lineage: Eukaryota; Fungi; Basidiomycota; Agaricomycetes; Polyporales; Polyporaceae. The transcript is spliced from 12 exons. The record is from RefSeq and is a predicted model, not a curated record.
AUGUCUUCUGCCGCGUCCGCAAGCAGUGUAGAGAUCUCUGCUGCAUAUGAGGGCUUGAGAACCGCCAACACUAUCUUCGUGGUAGUUGCGACGCUGCUGCUAUACGAUGUGCUUCUAUGCAUGGACAAGGAAGUCCAAUAUGUCUGGCAAUCGCCGAACACUUCUCGCAAACUCUCGCGGGUCCUGUAUACGUUCAACAGAUACAUGCCCUUCCUGUAUAACAUCAUGAGUGUCGGGUUUACAGUCACCAUGUCCGACACUACCCUCGCCUUUGCAGACAGACAUGCUGAGCAUUCUGACACUGUCUCUCCGAGCAGCUGUACCACGCUCUUUUGGCUCAACAACGUCUUGUAUGUCAUAAGCUUGCUCGGUCCAGCCUCCUUCACCACUUUGAGAGUUUAUGCGCUCUCGAGGGGAAACAAGAUGCUGGCAGGUCUUGUAUUGCUUCUAAGCAUGGGCCCAUUCCUAGUCAAUGUGAGCACGUUAUACCAAUACGUCCCCAUCAAUCUGCACCUUCCGGGCGGCUGCUCCACUGGAAUCAACACGAGCACAACAACCUAUACCGCGCGUAAGUCUUCUUGCUUGAUCGUCGCGGAUACUCUGGCUGUGGUCAUUACCUGGUGGCGAAUACACCCUGCUCGCCGCACGGCGUCCCAGAAUCCCCGCCGAUAUUCUCUGGAGCAGAUUCUGUGGAAGAAUGGGAAUUUCUACUUCUUCAUACUGGUCGCCAUGAACCUAGCAUAUAUGAUCUCAGUCGUGCUCUCGAUUACGACAGAUGUGGAUGAAUCCCUCGACGUCCUCGGCUUCGUCGACCCCAUCAGCUCCAUUAUGGUUUCUCGCUUCCUGCUUGCUCUUUACGAGACGAAUGCAAACAUCGAAAGGGGAGGCGUGACAUCCGUCGCCUCGUCUUUCACUACUCUUGACUUCGGCGAGGCCGGUCGGGCGGCGGCAUCGACAAACGUGCCGGGAUUCUUCAGCUCUCUCGCUGGCUCUAUCCGUUCCAUCUCCGACAGCGACCAAGAACCAUACGACUCGGAGAGUACGUCGCAGUGCCCCAAUGAAGAAGAAAUUGAGCCAGGGACAGAGUCCUAG